Sordaria macrospora k-hell is the source of this 1005-nucleotide messenger RNA. RefSeq lists its product as uncharacterized. Gene Ontology annotation, cellular component: endoplasmic reticulum. Gene Ontology annotation, biological process: GPI anchor biosynthetic process. The record is from RefSeq and is a predicted model, not a curated record. Lineage: Eukaryota; Fungi; Ascomycota; Sordariomycetes; Sordariales; Sordariaceae. Gene Ontology annotation, molecular function: N-acetylglucosaminylphosphatidylinositol deacetylase activity.
AUGAACUGGCUAACAGCCCUCGGCCUAGCCGCCGUGGUCAUUCCCUCGCUCUACAUCUACACCGUCUCCAUCGUCGCCACCCGGUUUCCCGUCCUGCGCAACAAGCGGAUCUGCUUGCUGAUUGCCCACCCAGACGAUGAGGCCAUGUUCUUUGCGCCGACGGUGCUGGCGCUCACGAGGCCGGAGACGGGGAACCAUGUCAAGAUUCUGUGUUUGAGUAGUGGCGACGCAGAAGGCCUCGGCCCCACGCGCAAGCGCGAACUCGCCAAAUCCGGCGUCCUCCUCGGCCUGCGCUCCGCCUCGGACGUCUUCGUGAUCGACUCUCCCUUUUUUCCCGAUAGCAUGACCACGACGUGGGACCCGGAGCGCAUCUCGCACUUGUUAGCAUCAGCAUUCGCUCCCGAGCUGAUUGAGGCCACCAACCCGGCUUUUGCUGCUGCCGUCAGCAGCUCUACCUCCCGAACAGCAUUAUCGAAAGACAGCAAGAAGAGAAAUGGGAAAGGAGAGAUGGUGAAGCCGACGAUUGACAUGAUUAUCACCUUUGAUCAGCACGGAAUCUCGGGACAUCCGAAUCAUAUCUCUUUGUACCAUGGUGCACGGUUGUUUGUGAGCCAGUUGUUGGCUGCUACGACUGGAAAAAACAAAGAGGGAAAGGGACAAGGGCAGGUCGAUAUCUACACACUUCCCACGCUAGACAUUUCCAGGAAGUACAGCGGGAUCCUCGACGCCCUUCCUACCCUGCUGGAAUGGGUGUGGUCAGCGGGCAUCACGAGAAAGGACAAGCAGGAACGGCCGGGGGCGUUGGUGUUUAUGAAUAACUUGGUACCUGGUGGUGCAGGGUGGGCGAGCGUGGAUAAAGCGUGGAAGGCCAUGACGCAGGCGCAUGUGAGCCAGAUGAGGUGGUUCAGGUAUGGGUGGAUUGGACUGUCGAGGUAUAUGUAUGUGAAUAGCCUGGUGCUGGAAAAGGUUGAAGCUGCCAGUGUUGCUGCAAAGGUCAAAGAGUAG